This is a messenger RNA of Sporothrix brasiliensis 5110, 3405 nucleotides long. RefSeq lists its product as uncharacterized. NCBI's taxonomy places the organism in Eukaryota, Fungi, Ascomycota, Sordariomycetes, Ophiostomatales, Ophiostomataceae. Gene Ontology annotation, molecular function: DNA binding. The record is from RefSeq and is a predicted model, not a curated record. Gene Ontology annotation, cellular component: nucleus. The coding region runs from base 1 to 3405 and encodes 1134 amino acids. The transcript has a single exon.
AUGGCAUCGAAACCUCGCGAUGCCUCCACCGUCACCCCCGGGGAUGUCGACGCCAACGACCGGCCGGUCAAGGAGAAGCGCCGCGUGAGCACCAGUGGCAAAGACAAGUCUGAGCGCCGCGACCGUGAUCGGGACCGGGACCGGGACCGUGAACGAGAUCGCGAACACCGCAACAGUAUGCCUUCGCCGUCGGCGUUGUCGUCGCUGCUGUCCCACCGCUCGUCACACCACAAAUCGUCUUCGGGCUCGGCACCCCGAUCGUCAAAGACCCGCACCAGCGAGAGCGACCUUGUCUAUCCCUCGUCGUCUUCCUUGUCUCGCGGCCAACGACGCAAGCCGACCGACGGCGAAACCACCGGCAGCAGCAGCAAGCCUCACCGGUCAUCGUCUGCGAACCACAAAAUGAGCAGCGGCAGCCGGCGGCGGACCAAGGACAAGGACGGCAGCUCGUCUGAGCGGCGUGAAAAGAGGUCGUCUGCCAUGACGGGAGGCGGAACGUCGUCAUCUCUCCCCGAUGUCGACGAGCACACCAAGCCCCGCUCUGCCUCCCUCUCGAUCUCCUCCUCCACCGGCGACCUCGUUCCAGAGAUGAGCCGCAGCCGCGAGCGGCUGCCAUACCCGUCUGUCAACAAAGCUUUUAGCCGUGAGUCGGUAAUCAGCCGUGAAGAUCUAUCGGCCCCGUCACGGGCAUCGGCCGGGUCUGUGAAACAUCGCACAGGCGACCCCUUGACGCCUGAUGCGACCGAUCUCAGUGCCGGCGCCGCUGGCAUGCAGCGCUCAAAAUCGUCCAGUGCAAACGACUCUCGACCGGGCUCACGUGCUACUAGAAAAGACAAGUCGUCAGCGGCCUACAGCUCGGUGCCGUCGUCACGCAAGAACAGUCACACCCGUGCCAGCAGCCGUCACCAUGACCGGCCACCCAGCCCACCUGACACUAAUCUAUCUAGCACAAAGAAAGCACACGAAAAGGGCAGCAGCGAAGACAAGGACGACGAUACCAAAGACAAGGCGAAGGACGCAAAGGACUCUGACUACGAAGAUGAUGACAAGAGUGAGUUGGAUCCCGGACUGGGCUCAAACACGCACAAGAGUCAGACGAGCAGAGUGCGGAUUAGGAAGAGCCGCACACCCUCCACACUUGGUGGCAGUGUUACGACGGCGCACGACCUAUCCAAGUCGGCUCCCUCCGACAACUCCAUGGUCUCCAGCCAAGCCACAUAUACGGUAGGCGCGCGUGAAAGGAUCUCGCAGGCUACAGCAUCAAAACCGGACGCGAGACGUCGGUCGCCGGCCGAGGCCAGCGAUGCCGACUUCUCGCCGGAAUCUGCUCAGGAAUCUUCAUCCCCCAAGACGCCGAACCCAGAAGCGUCUCCCAAAUUCUUCGCUUCUGGUGCCGACUGGAAGCAGCCUCCACCACCGCCACACCCACACCCUCAUCUCCAAUCCCCCCCACAGCGCUUCCCAAGUGGCACAGCAGCGGCUGCUGCUGCCGCCGUUGCUGCCGACCGUCUGUACACCCCAUCACCUGCCCCAGGGAGUCCUCGCAGUUCGGAGCUGUCCGCUACGGAGAGUCCAGAGGACGAUGGCACCUCGGCGUCCGUGGCUUCCGCCGUGCCUCCUGCUCCACCGCCACCGCCGCCUCUCACGAUCGUCGAGGUUCCUCGCAUUGACUAUCUCAUGCAGAAUGGCGGUCUGCCAAAUCCUAUCCCCAAGAAUUUCUUAGCCGUCCUACCCCGGCAGAACUUUGCGCGUCCUAUGAACCCUCCGCUGCAGGGUGCUGAGACCUUGUUCCAGCCAUUCUUCAACCUCCUCAACCAGUACAACAGUGUGCUUUCAGGCCACGGAUCGGUUGCCGUUGCUACUGGACACCGCACAGUCGCCCGCCGUCUCCUGGACCGCCUUGAGAAUGUCUUCUCCCGGGAGCUCCCUGCAGAAGGAUGCUCUUGCGUGGUCUGUGAAUCUAGCGGCGAUGUACACCGCGGCCUUGGCUGGGGCGAGGUGCUUGAGCGAGUGAGCGGCCGUGUUGACUUGCCGACGUGGCCUCCGGUCAACAUUUCCGAGCUGGAGAAACGCCUGGACGCUGCCGCAGUCGCUGCCGCGGCUGUUGGUGUCGGCGCUGGCGCGGCAGCGGGCCUUCCUGUGCGGCCUUCCUCGCCUGUCAAGAUCGAUCCUGAUAUCGCUGAAGAAUUUCGCGAGCAUUACCUUCGGCAGAACAAGAAGGUCCGUGCCAGCGUGGAUCGCUGGAUGCGCGACUGUGCUUCGGCGCCCGCGUCGGCUCCACAGGAGAUCGACGAUGAGACGCUGGCUUUUGCGAUUCUGACCAAUCUCGGCCAAGACGAGCGUCCGCUGUUUAACGCACUGCUCUCUGGCUCACGUGAUCUGGUGCCGACCGUGCGGGCGCCGACGCCGAUGCGGAAGCCACGACAGAACUUUAUCAUCAAGACCGGCCUUGCCAUCCAGCGGCUGUACCGAUUGGGCACAGCGCCUCGCGACGCCGAGACGACGCUGUACCUCGUCAAGAAUCCCAGUGUGCACGACCUGCUGCAUACGAUUGCGGACAUCCACCCGUCCGAGUGGGAAAUUCUCAUUUCGGGCCGCUUUGACGGCUUUUUGUGGUCGGGCGCCGACACCAACGACGACGACGUGGCCACGCCAAUUGCCGGCGAGCCGUCGGGCUUCUUCCCAGCCACAUCCAUUCCAUCUGCGUCGCGUGGCCCGACGCCGGCCAUGGGACUGCGAGGUCCAACGCCCAUGUCCCGGGGCCCGACGCCAGCCAGCGGCUUCGGCGGCCUGGCGAGCAACCCUGUGUCACGCAAUGCGACGCCGGCUUCGUUCAUCAGCAACUUCUCCAACGCAUUGUCGUCGGCGUCGACGAACGCGACGCGCCAGGCCGUGUCGACGGACGAGGAAGCGGAAGUCGCCGCCCUUGCCGAGAUUGAGCGUGAGAUUUACUUGGGCAUGGAGGCGCUCGAGGACGCCUUUGAGGUGCUGCACCGGCGUGCCGAGAUGGUGCGCACCGGUCUUCGGCAGCGCAGCGCCGGUCUGUCCAUGCGACUGCAGCAGCGGCGGGUCGGCGGGCUGGGUGGGGCCGCCGCGCAAAUCGAUGUCCUGCCGCAGUCGGGGGGUGGCGGACCGUCGGGCAACGACUUUGAGCGGCCUGCCUGGUCCGUACCGGGGACGCCCGCGCCUGGCGGUGGCAUGCAUGUGCCCGUCCAUCCGCACGAAUUUUCCAUGGACCCGUACGACCCGGGCGCCGCCAGCGAGGCCGACUGGGACGCAGGCGACGACUUCUUUGAGCUCAAGCCCGAAGACUCUGCCAGUAACAUUAGCAGCUCGCAGCACCGGCGGCCGAAGCGACGAAGCGAGCGCCGGACGCCCGCUCCGAUCGAAGAAGAGGAUGAGUGA